This is a messenger RNA of Trachemys scripta elegans, 1039 nucleotides long. NCBI's taxonomy places the organism in Eukaryota, Metazoa, Chordata, Testudines, Emydidae. The record is from the annotation of a RefSeq genome assembly.
AUAAAUCCAUAUGCAAGCAUAAUUAUUACUUCAAGUCUAAUUAUAGGCCCCCUACUUACAGUAUCUAGCAACCACUGAAUCUUAGCAUGAACCGGUCUAGAAAUCAGCACCCUAGCUAUUAUUCCAUUAAUCGCUAAACAACAUCACCCACGAGCAAUUGAAGCAGCCACCAAAUAUUUCCUAACACAAGCAACUGCUUCAACACUAAUCUUAUUCUCAAGUAUUAUAAAUGCCUGAACACUAGGACAAUGAGAUAUUACACAAAUAUCUAAUAACACUUCAUGCAUUAUUCUUACUACAGCUUUAGCCAUCAAAUUAGGGUUAGCUCCAUUUCACUUUUGAUUACCAGAAGUACUACAAGGAACCACCACAAUAACAGCCUUAAUCUUAACUACCUGACAGAAAUUAGCUCCACUAUCCCUACUAGUAAUAACCUCCCAAUCCCUAAAUACACCAUUAAUAUUAGCGCUAGGACUAACAUCCGCCCUAACCGGUGGAUGAUAUGGACUAAACCAAACCCAACUGCGAAAAAUCAUAGCAUCAUCCUCUAUCGCCCAUCUAGGAUGAAUAACCACAAUCCUUACUCUAUCCCCUAAACUCACACUACUUACAUUCUACACAUACACCAUCAUAACCUCAACAACAUUCCUAAUAAUUAAAACUUUAGAAACAAACAUAAUAUCCGUAAUAAUAACAUCAUGAACAAAAUUACCAACACUAAACACUAUAAUAAUACUCACCCUUAUAUCACUAGCUGGCCUACCCCCACUAACAGGAUUUAUACCCAAAUGAUUAAUUCUCCAAGAACUAACUAAACAACACAUAUUCAUUAUAGCCACUGCAAUAGCCCUAAUCUCACUACUUAGCCUAUUCUUUUACCUACGAAUCUCAUACUACACAACCAUCACACUACCACCAAACUCUACCAACUACCUACAACAAUGACGCCAUAAAACUAACAAAAAACCCUACCUAGCUAUAAUAACCAUACUAUCCGUCACCCUUCUACCAAUUACACCAACCCUACUAACCAUCCCAU